GCAGAAUUGGCUACAGUCAUUUACAGUUGUCAACAACAGUCGAAGUUGCGGUUCCGAGGUUUAAACUGUGUUCGGAGUUCUCACAUUGAAUAUGUCAGCCUCAUAAACCUGUUUAGGAUUUCAACUCGCCGUCGUCCUAGGAUAACCAAUGUCAGAUGUCCGUUGCCAUGUCUAGUCUGGAGAGCCCACGGUCCUCUGUGUUUACCUUUGAGUCCUCAGUGCACAGCUGCCAUGUCCUGCGUUGUCUGGACGACCAGCGGAGGCGUGACCUGCUGUGUGACAUCACUGUGCUGGCCGAAGGGAGGAGUUUCAGGGCCCACCGUUCUGUGCUGGCCUCCUGCAGCGACUACUUCACGCACAGGGUCUCCUCCCACGCACCACAGGGACUUGUCGUCACCCUGCCUCAGGAGGUGACGGCGAGUGGCUUUGAGCCCCUGCUGCAGUUUGCCUACACAUCCAAGCUGCUCUUCAGUAAAGAUACUGUCAUGGAGAUACGACACUGUGCCUCUAUUCUGGGUUUCAGGGAUCUGGACUCGGCCUGUUUCGACUUCCUGUUGCCCAAGUUCUUCAGCAGCAGUAGGGCCUCCUUCCAGAGGAAGACCUGCUGUAAGACACGGUGUAGGAGACAGUCGCCCAGGGCAGAGCUUAGCGACACUAACAAGGAUGUCUUAGAUGAUGACAAAGGAGUCAAGGUGGUUUCUGAUUCGCCCGUUGAACAGGAUGCGGGUGGCCAACCAGCAAAUGACGAGACGGGACGUAAAAGCAAAAAUCUCACCCAUCCUCCUGAAGCCGAUAUCCAAUCAGACGGCCAGACUGACUACUCCCUACAGUGCCCCAAGUACCGUAAGUUCCAGCAGGCUUGUGGGAAGGUGAGGCUGUGUGUGGAGGUCUGUGCCCCAGAAACAAACCCCGACUCCCUAGUGGUGAGAGAGGAGGGCUGCCCUCUGCCCCUGCCCCUUCCCCAGUCCUUGCGACCCUGCUCCACUGGUGGAGGCAUUAGGGAAUGUCCUGCAGUGGAGACUUCUGGAGAAAACUCUUCACUUCUCUCACAGACACAGACUGACCAGGCAGGACAGGGAGAGGUGGCGCAGAAGACUGACCAGGCAGGACAGGGAGAGGUGGAGCAGAAGACUGACCAGGCAGGACAGGGAGAGGUGGAGCAGAAGACUGACCAGGCAGGACAGGGAGAGGUGGAGCAGAAGACUGACCAGGCAGGACAGGGAGAGGUGGAGCAGAAGACUGACCAGGCAGGACAGGGAGAGAUGGAGCAGAAGACUGACCAGGCAGGACAGGGAGAGGUGGAGCAGAAGACUGACCAGGCAGGACAGGGAGAGAUGGAGCAGAAGACUGACCAGGCAGGACAGGGAGAGGUGGAGCAGAAGACUGACCAGGCAGGACAGGGAGAGGUGGAGCAGAAGAAAGGAGAAGAGGAUGAUGAGGAGAAGAGAGAGAUGGAUGAGAGACGUAGAGAGGCAGAUGAAGAGAACGAAGAGAGGAGGAGAGGGGAGACAGAAGAGAGGAGGAGAGGAGAGACAGAAGAGAGGAGGAGAGGAGAGACAGAAGAGAGGAGAAGAGGAGAGAGGGCUUCUGGAGUCGACUGUCAUAGCUCUAUCCUUGCUCUCGUGGAGGUGUCUAGUGGUCGGCUUGUCAGCUGUGAAGAGAGCCCAGGGUUGGGUACAGCACCACACCGAUGCCCCCUGGAGGCACCUGGGCUGGACAAGCAGAGCCCUGGAGGUGUGGGGGAAGGAGGUUGUGUUCUAGGGGGUAGAGGACACCAUGAAGGAAUAGAUCCAGCUGUCUCCAGCCUGCCACAGACAGAACAGGAGCAGGGAGGGAGAGCGUGGAGAAAGGUGGGGAGAAGGAUAGAACAUGGAAGAAGUGAAAGCGGACAGGGAGAGAGGAGAGAGCGAGGAUGGGAAGAGAGGAGCAGCGUGGAAAAAGAGGUGGCUGAACACUUGGCCCAUGGCCUCUGGUCAGAGUUCUCCUCUUCUCCUCCCCUCCUCCAGGACUUCCUCCCUGGGACUGAGUCUGGGAACCUCCGGAGCAGCAGCUCCACCUUGGAUUGGCUCCACAAGCUUGACAUCAGCUCCAGUACUGGGGACUGUCCCUUCCUCCACGGCUUGGACAGGGAGACAGACGGAGGGACGGACAGAGGGACAGGGGAGGGGACGGACAGGGGGACAAAGAGCGCGACUGAGCUGGGGUGUGAGGGGUCGUCCCAGUUAGAGAAGAGUCCCUGUGUGUCCUCCCUGACAUCUGGAGAUGAUGGAGACUCCGACUGCUUCGAUACGGAGGGAGACAGCGAGUCCUGUUCCUACAGCCAGAGAAUCAAAGAGGUGCAGCUCCCGUUCUCUGUGGGUCGUAUCGUGGGGUUGAGCAGGAAUGACUUCCAGCUGAUGUUGAGGCACCAGCCUCUGACCAGAGAACAGCUGGACUUUAUCCACGACGUCCGGCGCAGGAGUAAGAACCGUAUCGCAGCCCGGCGCUGUCGCAAGAGGAAGCUGGACUGUAUCCACAAUCUGGAGUGUGAGAUAGACAAACUGAGGACAGAGAAGAACCAGCUGAUAUCCGAGAGGAGCCAUCUGAACCAGAUGAAGCUGAAUACUUGGCACAGUGUGACCGCUCUUUGUCAGAGGGUCUGCAGCGAGGCCGCCCUGAGACCAGAACAACUCCAGGUCCUAGCCAAGUACACCUCCCCAGACUGCCCGCUCUCUGCUCUCAUCUCCCCCACAGACCCAACCUCCCCUGGGCUAGGAGGACUACUACAACCCCAGGCCUCUCCCUAGGCCUGCUCGUCCUCAGGCCUAGCCUCAGAUACCUGUCAGAACUUUUCGGAACCUUCGGAACCUUUGGAACCUUCGGAACCCUCGGCCAGCUGCUCCAGGGACACACCCACAGGGGAGGAUCUCUCAGGUGAUUGAACAAGCCCUCAGGUAUAUAGAUGUGAUCAGGUGACUGAUGCCCUGCUCAUGGAUGAGUGUGAGUCUGGACACCUUCAUCAUCAUCAUCAUCAUCAUCAUCAUCAUCAUCAUCAUUUCAUAGACUUUCUUCUACAGGCAAAGACACUGUGGUUGUGUUCCAAUAAUCUCUCCUUCCUCAGAGGUGCACUCAGUUACUCACUAAAGCAUCAGAUUGGUCUAGGCACUGAGCAGGGAUGAAGGAAGCAGGAAAGUAUUUUCCCGCGAUUGACACGGUUACAUACAAGCUGACAGUAUUUCAACCACAUGAAAAUAUGCAUGCAAGAUGAACUGAAAUCCAUCACCAGAGAUACACUGUGUGUGUGUGUGUGUGUGUGUGUGUGUGUGUGUGUGUGUGUGUGUGUGUGUGUGUGUGUGUGUGUGU
Messenger RNA from Salvelinus namaycush (lake trout), 3342 nucleotides. RefSeq names its product transcription regulator protein BACH1-like. Gene Ontology annotation, biological process: regulation of transcription by RNA polymerase II. Gene Ontology annotation, molecular function: DNA-binding transcription factor activity, RNA polymerase II-specific; RNA polymerase II cis-regulatory region sequence-specific DNA binding; protein binding. NCBI's taxonomy places the organism in Eukaryota, Metazoa, Chordata, Actinopteri, Salmoniformes, Salmonidae. The record is from RefSeq and is a predicted model, not a curated record. The coding region runs from base 156 to 2786 and encodes 876 amino acids. The transcript has 6 exons.